Peromyscus eremicus (cactus mouse) is the source of this 2167-nucleotide messenger RNA. RefSeq names its product ZFP82 zinc finger protein (gene Zfp82). Gene Ontology annotation, molecular function: DNA-binding transcription factor activity, RNA polymerase II-specific; RNA polymerase II cis-regulatory region sequence-specific DNA binding. The record is from RefSeq and is a predicted model, not a curated record. Lineage: Eukaryota; Metazoa; Chordata; Mammalia; Rodentia; Cricetidae. Gene Ontology annotation, biological process: regulation of transcription by RNA polymerase II. The coding region runs from base 453 to 2048 and encodes 531 amino acids. Gene Ontology annotation, cellular component: PcG protein complex; transcription regulator complex. The transcript has 6 exons.
GGUGACGGUCUUUAGUCUGGGCGCUAUCGCAGCUGGCGUCACCUGGGCGUGGGGCGGGGCCACUGAGCGGCGCUAGCUCGGUGUCCGGGUCCUGGUUCCCUGGGCGUAGUGAAGGCUCCACAGGGAGCGGGGUAAGGGGGUGCAGGGAGGGACCGGGGCCCGCGACCGGGGCUGCGUGGGGACGACCAAGGCGAGCUGUGCCUGCUGGGCGUGGCAGGGUGGCACGGCGGCUGAGUGCGGCCAGGAGACCACAACGUGAUGGCAUUUGUGCUGAACAAGGCUCCAAGGAAAGUUGGGAUGUGAAGAUUCUCUCCUACCCCGAUCCUGCCGAAGUCUUGAAGCCUCACAGGAACAGAAGCAGGAAAUUGCUGUUGCCUGUUACAAGCUCUGGCCUCAGUGGACUCUGCUUCUUCUGAGAAAUACGUUUCAAGGAAAACUUGAAUUUCUAAACCAUGGCCCGUGUAUCAGUGACGUUCAGUGAUGUGUCCAUAGCCUUCUCUCGGGAAGAGUGGGAGUACCUGGACCUGUCUCAGAGGGGUUUGUACAAAGACGUGAUGAUGGAGAACUACCACAAUGGGGCCUCACUAGGCUACUUCAUUUCUAAACCAGAUGUGAUUUCCUUGCUGGAGCAAGGGAAGGAGCCCUGGAAGGUUGUGAGGAGGAGAAGACGAAACCCAGAUUUGGAAACUAAGGAUGAGACCAAUCAGUUAUCCUCAGAAAACGGCAUUUAUGAAAUGAAUUUAUCCCAAUGGAAGAUAAUGGAAAAAAUUGGGAACAGUAGUCUGAAGGGCCUUAUUUUAAAAAGUGAAUGGGAGUCCAAAAGAAAACAUGAAAGCCAAGAGGGAUCUCAGGAGGGAUAUCUCAGACAAAUGAAAAUCACAUCUGAAAAAAUGUCCUCUUACCAAAAGCGCACAUCUGCUACUCCACGUCAGAGAAUCCAUUUUGUGGAGAAACCCUAUGAAUGUAAUGAAUGUGGGAAGGCAUUUAGAGUCCGCCAACAGCUUACUUUUCAUCAUAGAAUUCAUACUGGCGAGAAACCCUAUGAAUGUAAGGAAUGUGGGAUGGCUUUUAGGCAGACUGCACACCUUACCAGACAUCAGAGACUUCAUUCUGGUGAAAAACUGUAUGAGUGUAAGGAGUGUGGGGAAGCAUUCAUAUAUGGCCCAGACCUGAGAGCACAUCAAAGAAUUCAUCCCGGUGAGAAGCCCUACGCAUGUAAAGAAUGUGGGAAAGCCUUCAGGGUACGGGGACAACUUACUCUCCAUCAGAGGAUCCACACUGGUGAGAAGCCCUAUGUGUGUAAAGAAUGUGGGAAGGCCUUCAGGCAGUAUGCACACCUUACUCGACAUCAGAAACUUAAUAUCGCUGACAGACUCUAUGAGUGUAAAGAGUGUGGGAAAGACUUUUUGUGUGGCUCUGGCCUUAGAGUACAUUACAAACUUCAUACUGGUGAGAAGCCUUAUGAAUGUAAGGACUGUGGGAAGGCCUUUAGAGUUCGACAACAACUAACACUGCAUCAGAGAAUUCAUACUGGUGAGAAGCCCUAUGAAUGUAACGAAUGUGGGAAGACCUUUAGUCGGGGCUAUCAUCUUAUUCUCCAUCACAGAAUACACACGGGUGAAAAGCCUUAUGAAUGCAAGGACUGCUGGAAGGCGUUCAGUCGGUACUCACAGCUUGUUUCACAUCAGAGUAUUCAUAUCGGUGUCAAGCCCUACGACUGUAAAGAGUGUGGGAAAGCCUUCAGACUACUCUCACAGCUCACACAGCAUCAGAGUAUCCAUGCUGGCCAGAAGCCCUACACAUGUAAGGAGUGCGGGAAGUCUUUUAGGUUGCGGCAGAAACUUACUCUACACCAGAGCAUUCACACUGGUGAAAAGCCCUUUGAGUGUAAGGAAUGUAGGAAGGUCUUUCGACUUAAUUCAUCUCUUAUCCAACAUCUGAGAAUUCAUUCUGGUGAGAAACCCUAUGAGUGUAAAGAAUGUAAGAAGGCCUUUAGACAGCACUCACACCUCACCCAUCAUCUGAAGAUUCAUAGUGUCAAAGUGUAACAAAGUCUGAACAGUCUUACAGAACAUUCUCUGAAUGUUCCAACUGAUCUCUUUUGCUUUUACAUGUAACUGAUCUGGCAUAGGAGGUUUUAUACCAUUAAAGGAAUGUGUUAAUUUAA